AUGAGCUCCAUAAGCUUUCUCCUGACCUUCCUGCCUGUCUGGACAUGGCAUCAGUGGUUCCUAGCUCUUCAUACCCCCUAUCGCUAUGGCAGACUCAUCGGCAAUCUCAUAGGUAAGUAUCUCUAUCGCCCCUAUCCAGUCCUUCGCGGUCCCAAAUACAGCGGUAAGGACGUCACAGUUCUUAUCCCCACCAUAACUGAUGACAUGGAAGAGCUCCGGCCGCACUUCCUGAGCAUCCUCGCCACGCCCAUCCACCAGCUUAUUCUCGUCACCACAGACAACCGCAAGGCCAAACUACUCGCCUUCACCGAAGAUCUCGCUGACCCGCGCAUCCAAGUUUAUAGCGUCCCGAUCGCUAACAAGCGCACUCAGCUGGCGGCCGUGAUCCCCACCGUGCAAACCUCCAUCUGCAUUCUCGUCGACGACGACGUCACUUGGACCCGCACAAUCCUCCCUUGGCUCCUCGCCCCCUUCGAGCAUCCUCGCAAUGGCUCGGUCGGCGUCGGCAUGGCCGCCAUCCGUAUACGCUCCGGCUCGCUUUUCACACGUUGCAUCAACUUUCUUGGUGCCGUCUACCUCGAGCGUCGCAACUUUGAGGGGGCCGCCACGCUAACUCUCGAUGGCGGCAUCUCGUGUAUGUCCGGUCGCACUAACGCUCUCCGCACGUGCAUCCUUCAAGAUGAGGCUUUUCUCGACGCUUUCUGCAACGAGAAGUUUAAUGGGGUUCCGCUUGCGACGGGAGAUGACAAGAUGAUAACACGCUGGCUUGUCCAAAAAGGAUGGGGAAUGUAUGUGCAGUACCAUCCCAAGGCACAGCUUCUCACUACCUUAGAGAGCGGGUUCAAAUUCCUGUAUCAGUGCCAGCGAUGGGCGGGCAGUAGCUGGCGCGGAAACUACAAGACCCUCUUCGUUGAGUCGAACCCGUGGGCUGUGUGCAAGAAGCAGCCCUGGACAUUCUAUGCCAAGUACAUUGCUGUGUUUACUUCGAUGGGGCUAAUCACUGAUCCUUUGACCUGGUACUGCUAUUAUCAGAUUCGUUCACUCUUGGAUCCAACUUCUAUUUGGGCAGGUAACUCUGGGUGGGUCCUAAUGUUCCUUCUAUAUCUCUUUACCAAGACCAUUAAGCUCGAGGGCCUCUUCCGCGCACACCCCAAAGAUCUGGGAUUCCUGCCAGCCAGUAUCCUAUUUGGGCUCUUCCAUGGAUUCAUCAAGAUGAAAGCCUUCUGCAAAGACAAAGGCUGGCUCAGCCGGUAA
Messenger RNA from Pseudogymnoascus verrucosus, 1254 nucleotides. RefSeq lists its product as uncharacterized. The coding region runs from base 1 to 1254 and encodes 417 amino acids. Lineage: Eukaryota; Fungi; Ascomycota; Leotiomycetes; Thelebolales; Thelebolaceae. The transcript has a single exon. The record is from RefSeq and is a predicted model, not a curated record.